GCGGGUUGGUUGGUUGGUGGGUCUGUCUGGGCUCAGCGGCGGGCGCAGCGGGGUCCGGGCCGGCGCGCUCUCGCCUCCUUCCGACGCCCCCGCCCAGGUCCGCGAGGGAGCGAGAGCGGGAGCUCAAGGCCGGGCCGGGGGGCGCCCAGCCCAGCCGCGAGGAGCGGGACCAUGUCGGGCCAGGAGGAGGAGCGCGCCAAGGAAAUCCUGAGGGGGUUCAAGCUGUAUCCGGCCUGGUUUGGCGGGGGGGGGGGGGAGGGGGUAAUUACGGUAGAGAGAUUGCGGGGGGCGCGCCAGACGGGGAAAUACGGUAAUGGCUAAAUAUUAUUAUAGGCGGUUUUAGCGCGGGGAGGGGGAAAGCAAUGGAUGCAUGGGGGCGUGAUAUUCGGAGGGAGCGUCAAGAGUUGUAACUACGGGGUGUGCAGAUUCCUGCAUUGGAGGGGGUUGGACUAGAUGACCGCCGGGGUCCCAGCCAAUUCUGCAGCCCUGUGUCUGGUACGCCUAGCUGGUGGAGAAGAAUACCCAUAGAUGUGCUUGCAGGGAUAUGCGCUUGCAGGAUUUAUUUGGCCGGGGCGUGGGGAGCUGGGUGUGUAAAUGUUCCCUUGUAGGUGUGUGCAAGUAUUUGGAUGAAUGGGGCAUGCCUGUUGGGGGUGUUCAGCGAGUCAGUAGAAUAUACUUGGGUGUGAUUUAAAGUGUUCCUGGCAUGGGGAGAGCGCCAGUAGCCGGUUUUGUGUCUUCGGGGGUGUUUGGGAAUGGUCUUAUGUCUGCAGCAAGCCUUCCUCCUUAUGCACUCUCCAUGGGAAAGGGGAGAUGGGGACUUUCCCUCUGUUUCAGAUGCUCCUCAGUUUUAGUCUGCUGGAAAGGGGUCUGAGGUAAGCUUCAGAAGCACAUUGACGUGUCUGUGGCUUGGCGCCAGCGGGCCCUGGAGCUUGGCAAGUUUGCAAGGCUUCCAUACUGUAUAGGAGAAGAACUGGAGAUCUGGAAAGAGCCAGAAGCUGCGGCUCCGGCCCUAUCGCCCUCCAUUGCAAGAUUCUAUAGAUGGGAGCCUCUGCGGGAUUAACCCACAUAAUCCAGAUCAUAGUGUGCCAAGAGCAGGAAUGGGUGCGUUGCAGGAAAGGACUUCCAGAGCACUUGAGCAAAUGGGCCCAACUCGGCCUGAUCUGAGAGGUGGUAAUUUGUACUUUCAAAUGAGAGCUGUCUUGGGCUGUGGUUCUAGGUAUGAUUACUUAGGGGUAAGCCCCAUCAAACCUACAGGAAUGGACUUCUGAGUAAGCGUGCCUAGGCUUGACCUAUUAGUAGCUAUGGCCACUUCUCUCCCUGCCCCUUUGUUUCUUUACCUAUGAGAGAGAGAAAAAUGCAGAAAGCAUGCCUACAACAUACUGCACGACAGUCAGCUGACUGCCAGUGUUUGCAAAGUGCUAUGCACUUUGUCACAGGCACAUCUUUAUCUGCGUGCCACCUAGCACCAUAUAGAUAUAUAAUACGUUUUUAUUAAAAGAUUUUUCUUGGGCAACAAUACACCACACACACAGUCUCUCUUUUCAAGUCAUAGAAUCAUUCAAGCAGAUCAGUCAUUUUCAGAGUGAAAUUCCAAUGCUACGGGCAGCAUGGGUCUGAGGGGAAGAAAGAGGGGAAAUCCAUUCUUUUACAUGGUAUAUGAACAAAGCUUUUGUGUCAGCGUCAUGUAAACAGGUACUUUAUUUUUGCUGGCGAUGCGAAAAUCCAGAGGACCCAGGAGGUUACACCCAGUCCUUUUUUGCUGGCAGCGCUCAAGGGUAUCAGUACCAGCACCUUUUCCCGCAAAUGUUAAAAGUGUGGCACUUACUGUAACACCUUCAUGAUAAGAGCCAGCACCUUUUUUUCCAAAAAACAGGAGCACUGGUUACGCCUAGCGCCAAAUGUGAUAUUAGGUAUCAAGUAGGUGGGUGCAGCCGAAAGGAGAGAACUGGUGGGCCUGGUUAGACCUGCAGGCAAAAGCUUCUCCCUCCCUGCUGUCUUUGGUGCCACUUGUUUUGAAUGGUGGGGGUAUAAAGCAAUCAGACUUCCAGCUCAGGGAGGUGCCAUGCAUUAGAACUGAGUGUCUGUAGUUGGUAGAAGGAGGCAUUUGUGGGGAUCAGUACUUCAUCUCCAAUGGGAACUCUGGCCAGUAUGGUUUGUGUUGCCAAGAAUGCAGGAGGUGGACGGCAUGCCUCUCUGGUUUGCUUUUGAGUAUGAACACAGCACAUUUGGGCAGCCUGGGGACUGUUAUCACACGCAAAGUGGGCUCAAAUGAGCUUACUAAACUGCGGGAAGUUUCAAACACAGGUUUCCUGGCUGAAGCAGAACCUCAUCUGAGGACCCCUUGAUUGGUAUGCUUUGCACAACCUGUGUUCUAGCCCAAUUGUGUUUGUGGCGGUCUGUUUUUGUUUGGUGUUCACAAUUGGAAAAAGGACAAUUGGAGGAGUGGAAUGGUUCUUCUCUAGGGCAGAGGUCAGUAUCCAUAGGGAGUGGCUCAGUAACGCUGCGUAAAUAACUUUCCUGAGAAACUCUUGCGGCCUUUCUCUAAUGUCUCUAAGAGUUUUUAUUCACUCCCAGCUGGCAGAGGCACAUUUCAUUGCAACUGCUCUUGAAAUUACCCUGACUUUUCAAUAGUUAUUUCACUUUGCAGUAUAUAUGGGGUUUUUAGUUUUUUCUUUUUUAGGAACUUGGUUGGAUGCAUGGUCAGCUAGGCUUCUAAAUAGCCACCUGGUCACCUAUGAUGAGUUAGAAUUUCUUCCAGGUGACCAAGAGGUAAAACUUUGCAAAAGAUCUUCAGCUGAUGGACCAGUAUACUGGUCAGUUGGUAGACUAGUAUAAUGUUAGGGCAAUCUAGUAACUGUGAAAUUCACCUGCAAGGCCAGACCUCAGUUUUUAGCAGAAGUGGCUCAUUAUUUUUCUUCUGGUUAUGAGAACUAAGAACUAGCUUGUAGAGGAAAAAGCUGUAACUUGCCAUGUAGGCCCCAGGAUACUACAUGAGACUCUGCAUCAUGGUUACCAAUUUAUGGAGCCCUUGUUUAUGAGCCCUUGUUUCCUGAUGUUUUUCAGAGCUAGGGAGGUGUGGACAAGAUAGAUUGAGAAGAUUCAUAGUCAGCAAGAACUGAAGGCUUGAUGAAAGUUUAAAGACCACAUUUUGAGUUCCUUGCCAGCAAGGUGUCCUUUGAAAAUAGUGCCAGGGAACCUUCUUUAUCUGGGGACUGAGAGAAGUUUCUCACAUCCAUCACACACACCCUCCUAACAGUGAGAGCUUGCUAACAUCAAAGCCUUACUUUGUAAGUUUCCUGAUGUGAUUCCUCCUCUGUGAUUUUUGUAUUUGUGCUGUGGCUUUUCCAUGUCAGGAUUGGUGUCCUUGCAGUGUGCUCACCUUGGUCCUUUUGGCUUCGGUGGAGCUGUCCAACAAAACUGUUUCUGAUAGGAAGCCUCUUGAGUCUGACGCUGUACUCUUGGAAAGCAAGCCAUGCCCUGAGAGAAGAGAUAAAGCCACCAGUAUAUUCUCUGCAGUUCAGCUGUGCUGAAGCAAAGGCUGUUCACCGAGCUUUCACAUUCUCCCUUGCCUUAGAUCAGGGGUGGGCACUUGUGUCCCCGCUGCAGUUGCUGGACAUCAGCUCCCAUCCUCCCUCACCUUUGGCCAUGCUAGCUGGGGCAGGAGUUGGUGCCCGGCAACUUUUGGAAGGUCGCGAGUUGCUCACUUCUACCUUAAAACUUUGUGCUUGUCCAUCCAUCCUUUUCCAUCCUUUCCCCUUUUUGGUGCCAGAGCUCGUUGCUCUGAAAUGUGAAAUUGCAAGCAGGCAGAAUACUGUACCACUAAACAGCAGCAUGCCACACAUCUGACAUAAGAGCUUCCGUGUCACAUGAGGCAAGUUCCAAGCAGUUAUGAGCCUUGACAGUUCUCUCUCCCUCCAGAAAUUAAGUGGUGUCAACCACCCUUGAUUUUUUUCCUCUCUCACCCAAUUUCUUUGGAAGCAAGUGACAUUAGCGAGGAUUGGAUAAGCUUGAUUCUUCUCUUUUCCCUCUGCCCCCAGUGGAGGCUUUUUCAAAGCAGGAGGUUUCAGAAAUGUUGGGUGGGAGACUCCAGAGACAGCCUAUUAUUGUACUACCCUCCCAGCUCAGGGAUUUCCAGAACUCUUCUUUGUGUAGUUGAUGCCACCGUCCUCUAAACUUUCUCGCAGUUGCUUCUAUUUACUUCUGCGUCGCUCAGGAAGUUUUCUUUCAAGACAUGAUGAAUAUAGACAUAGUUGAGGGAAUCCACCCUCUGACUCAGUCAUGUUGGACAGUGAUUUCCUUCCUGUAACAGUAGUAAUGCAGCGAUGUUCUGUGGGAAUAAACCUUGGGCCUGAAUAAUUUGGCCCAGACUCCAUGGAUUUAAAUAUUCACUUAAUGGGAUUUGUGUAUGUGGUAUUUUGGAUCUGCUUGGUUGGGCUUUGCUCUAAGAGAGAAGAUGUGGGUUCAGAAGAGUUGAGGACAGUUUGGUUGUGUGCUUUUGUUCAGUAUUCUGAGCCUGACUAUGGGAGCCUUUCAGUGGGGUAGGAGAUGGGGGCUAAAGGGUGGAGAUAAAAAUUAUGUAAAAUAAUAUAGUUGUGUGGUCAUUUGCUUGUUCACCAGCCUGUGGGCAACCACUCAUGUUGUCCCACUGCCACAUGCACAAUUUAACCCACAAAAGUGUGCCUCCUGAGAGCAGAUCCGUGCAUGGGAUGAUGCCCUGGUGUGUGUUAGGUCUGAAUAAACAGCUGUGUGUGAAUCAGAAUUUGCUCCUUUUUAUAAGGAAGCAAAGAACUUGCCAAUAGGUCAGAUUGUGGGCUGGUAGGUGUUGAAGUGAGGGUUCCUACAGCCAGCUCAUACUUGAUUGCUAUCUUACUUAGGGUUGCCAUAUUUCAAAAAGUGAAAAGAAUCUCAAAAAAAGAAAGAAAGCAAAGCAAAGCAAAAUGUAGACUUCUAACAUGGGUUGCCAUACAUCUGGAUUUUCCCAGUCAUUUCAAUGAUUUCAGCCUGGACGUUGCUUCCGACUGCCGUAUUCCGGCUAUGUCUGUGCAAGCUAGGUGAGCAGGCUGCCCUGGUCGAGUUCUCUUACCUUGUGGAAACUCAAUUCUCUGUAUGGUCCUGCCAAGUGACCUGAAGAAUCUGAUUGUGCACCUGGUUGAGAUUUCUGGUAAAAUGACUCUGUAGCCAUCUUAAAUUUCUUCCUGCUGACCAAUCUUCCCUGCAAAAUGUGGGUCAAGUUGUCACUCCUACAUACAGCUGGUGUUCUGUGGAUGGUGGUGCUUGGGAUGCCUUCUGUAAGAUACACAGGUUGCACCUAUAGCCAUCUGGCCAAUGCGUGAUCCCCAUACUUCUAUUUUCUACUGUGUGUAAAUCCUGAAUUAUUUUUGAAGUAUAGCCGUGAGCUCUGUGUGCUACAGAUGUUAAACAAGACUGACAACUGAAUCGGUUCCUAAAAAUGAAAUUCCUUAGCCAACAGCCUCAGGCAGGCAACCACUUACACAUGUGUUUAUCUGUGUAACUGUGUGUUUAGCUUCUGACUUGCAUGGGGAAAUGCAAGGUUGGGCAUCCUCCAAUAUCAAUACGUCUAUUACUAUUACUACUACUACUACUACUAUGUACUAAUAUUUAGCUCUAAUAUAGUGCUUUUGAGUGUUUCAAGCGCUUCAUGCAGACUAUAUUAUGGUGAGCUUUACAACAGACCAAUAAGGUGGGCUGAUAUUAUCCCCAUAUUGCAAUUAGAUGGUGAGCCUGACCAAAUGUGACUUGCUGAUUUGUUCAUGGUGUAGUCAAGAUUCAAAGUACAGUUUCUGGAUCCACAGGUCAGCCUCUUAAGGCCAAAAUGGGAGGUGUUGGCAACAGACUCAUAUAGCAGAAUUUGGUUGCUGCUGAGAAUCCCUACAAAGGUGGGUUUGAAAGUACAGUGUGAGAAGCUGGGAAGAGGAGUUCUGUGCCUUCCCCUGAAACUGCCUCUCCCCAGCCUCUUUCUCCCAACGCUGGAAGUAGCCCCCGCUGGAAGGAAACCAAAGUGGAAGAAGUCGUGCUGGGAGGGAAAUAACAUGAUUGUGUUUUUAAGUUCCUCAAACACAGUAGAAGGGAGAUGGAGGCACCAGUGGGUAUGAUCCCAAUGCUUUCUGGGUGUGAGGGCAAGGGAGAGACAUUUAUCAAAGGACUGACAUAUGUGCUUCUUAGACUGCCGAUGAGCUGCAAGAAAAGGCGCCUCAAUCCAAGCAGUCUCCCAAGGAUUCCUCGAUGAAGAGACUGAGAUUCUCAGAAUGCAUUUGGGAACAUAACCACUCGUACAGCUGUCAUCUUUUUAAACAUUUGGCUCUUUUCCACAGCUGUUUUUGAUCCGCUUUUAUCUCCUUUAACUCCCCCACCACCACCAUGGAUGUUUGUGCACGCACACCUGGAAUUUUGGCACAAGCUAAUUUGGAUUAUAUGCUCACCAGCUCACAUUGAAUUCUGUGAUAACCCAAAAAUAGAUAUAUAUUUCAGGCAUGUGUUAGUGAGCGCUGAUUUUCAUGUUUAGCUUGUCUGUCAACUUUCAGCAGUCUAGGUCUUGAAUUUUCAGACACAAAAUUUGGGAUUCAGUAUUCACCAAGACUAUAACAUUCUUAUGGAUGUAAGGAGCUGACUGAUAUGAUUCCUGGUCUGGUUCUGGAUCCAAGGUUCUGGGCAGAGGUCUUUCAGACUAGUACUGAGACCGCGGAAUUGAACCUUGAAUCAUCUGCCUUUGAAGCGUGUGCACCCUUUACUGAGCUAUGGUGCUUCCUUGUUUCAUCUUCUGUGUCUGUAUACUGAACAAAAAGCUUCAGUCUUAUACAGUCAUACCUUGGUUCUCAAACUUAAUCUGUUCCAGGAGUCCGUUUGACUCCUGAAACCGUUCACAAACCAAGGUGCGGCUUCCGAUUGGCUGCAGUAGCUUCCAUUCAGCUCAUGCCAUUUGAGCUGUUUCUGAAUAUAUGGGUUGUGUGGUAAGUGAACGUUAGUUUGAAUAGGGCGCUCUGGCUUGUGACUGCUGUAUGUAACAUGCCUGUGAGACGGCAAAAACUAGUUGAAAUUUUGGGAAGCUUUUAGGUAGAGCAGGCAGAACCUUGGCACAUCCUUCUGGGGAGUGCAGUGAAAAAUAAUGGGAGUUGCAUGGUUCACCACCACCAUCCUGGUAGGGGUGGGGUGGGGGUUGAAUCUGUGCAGGAUUGGACUUUUUAAGUGAACAGUGCCCCCUCCUUUGAAAAGCAGAGGAUUCGGCUAUGGUUGAAUUUCAAGGCAAGCCCCUGCCAAAGAGCAGCUCAUAGGAAAGCUGAGCUUUUAAUCUGACAUAAGUCUUCCACUAAAGUGCCCGACGGAAAUGCUUCUGAUGAUUGCUAUGAGCAUACGCCUGGUAAAUAAAGCAGAUAAUGCCCUUUCCCAAAAUAUUAGCAAAAACUGGAUUAAGCAGAUUCUGCCAACUCCUUGCUCCCAAGGACACAGAGUUGCUCACUUGAGUUGCCUGAGGAGGUUUAAGGCCAUGCAGGGAGUGCCGAAGGCAGACAAAGAAAUGGCUGGAUGACCAGUAGUUGCCAACUUGGACCAGGGACCUUUGAACUUCGUACUUUGGCAGCCAGGGUUGGAUAUUUGAAUGGCAUUCCAUUUCUACAUGUGGCCCAUGCAGUGUGGUUCUGUGGCCACCGAGACAGAGGUCCCCACUUUGUGUCUCUUAGCCCUUUCAUGCUUCUCACCUGGCCACAGGAGAAAUCCCCUUCCUAAUGUUUCCAGGAUCUUUUGACCUGCCUCUUCUACCCCACAUACUGUUGUACUGGGUCCUACAAUCACUUCUUUUGCCCCCCCCCAUUCCUGAAAAUUAAGCUGCACCCACAGUGGUUGGGAAAUGAGACUCGUUUCCUGCUGUGGCUGGUGUGCUGUGUGGAGAGAGGGGAGUGGACAACCCUCUUGCAUGAACGCUUUGCAAGGCUGCGUUUGCUUCUUGAUGUAGAGCAAAAGCUCUGGUGCCCUGAGCAGACAGGCUGCUUCAUCCUAAAGCCAUCCCUGUGUCUGCUUGGGUGCGGGAGAGACAUAUGCAGGCUAAUAGCUUCGAGGUGCUUCAAACAUGUGCACCGUAAUGUGUUGAUAUUGAUCGCAGUUAUACUAGAAGGUGUAAAUAAUAUUUUCCAAAGUGCACUUCAAACUGAGCAUGUUUGCUGUUUGAAUGACUACUAAAUAGAAUCUGUGUUGUGAGGGGAAAGGGGACAUGAAUAACUCUGAAGGUAAAGCUGAAUAGCAUUUGCUCGGUUGGAGUACUUUGCAAUUCUCUGUGGAAUGAAGGUGGACAGAUGGCUUGUGUGAGAAGCAUAAGUGAGCUCUCCAAUUACUCCCACCUGCAAUUUUCAAGCUCUUUAAAUUGAUCUUCCGGGGGUGGGUGAGGGUAGAGUGACAGAGCACUCGGGUGGGGGGCUAAAAUGUAAUACAGGGAUAGAGCACCUGUGGUCCAGCAACAUCUACCAAACCUGACCAUUCACCAUGCUGGCUGGGGCUUAUGCGAGUUGUAAUCCAACAAUAUCUGGAGGGCCACAGGGCCCCCACCCUCGUAUUUCCAUUUGUGGCUAGCAUUUGCACACGGCAAGCCUUUUCUCUCGGUGGAUGAGACUUGGAGCAAGCCAGCGAGAGCUGGGGCGUGAGAUCCUGCCAGCGUCUUAGUCACUCCCCUCUGUGCUCCUUCUCCUGCAGAAUGAGGCUUUUCUUUCUCUAGCUCCUGGCUUCUCAAGGGGGUUGUUGGCAGAGGGGGACUCUCCGCGCUCUUGUUUCCUUCACAACUCUCAGUCUGUAGAACGUGGAACAAAUGGCCACGCUGUUCAGGAAUGUGUAAGGCAGCAGGGUUGGCAUGGCACCAGAAACGUCUGAUAUGGGCUGGUUCAUAAAUAAGUACCACAGUGCGCAGUCACUUUCUUGGGAGCCGUCUCGCUCUUGACGUACUGUUUUGCCUCUCGCAGAAAUGCUUAACACCUGCAGCAUUAGCCUUGCAAGGACUAAAUGUCUCUCUGUGUGUGUCGUUAGUUCUAAGGACAGGGUGAGCCUGCCUUGAUUGUGAAUGGCUUACUACAGCAAUGCCCGGGAGAUGCCCCAUUCCCCCUGGACAUUGUAGAAACAGUGUGAGCUUAGCUAAGGCUGACUACAGCGCAAGUGCCGUGUGCCGUUUUGAAGGCAGAGCAGAGAAAAUCUUCACUGUCUGUUUCUGAAGUGUCAGUUCAAACUUCUGAAUGGCUUGUCCCACAAACAAAGGCUGGAGGAACGAAUCUUGCUUUUGAGCCUUCGGUGACCAACAGCAUUCUGGCACCGGUUAGUUCCCAGCACAUCUUUCUCCCAUUUGCUCUGUGCCUGCUCUGCUCAGGGACCAUUCUCUCAGUCCCUGACUUCCUCUCUCUUCCUCCCUUGCAGAUGGCUGUUAUCACUCUGAAUAGGGCAGCAGCAGAAACGAUCAGCUUCUUAACUUUCAGAAGCCCCUUUUCAGUAUGUUGCCUAUGAGCUCAGGCUUAGACCUCAAGGUGUCAUUCCAAUCCAUGGAAUUUAUUAUUCCGUCUAACAGAAUAUUGACAUUUGAAUCUCCUAGGGCUGCUGCUUUGGCCAAUAACAAGAAAAAGGAAGUCCGCUUAAAUGUUUCACUAGAGCACAGCUGCCAACAGCCGAGGAAAGGAUUGGUUAGGCCUUGCUUAACAGAGACUGAGGUGGCUGUGUUGAUGAAAAGUCUUUUAAGUUUUCAGGUGGAAAUGAAGCACAUAGAUUCAGCUCCUCUUCCACAUGCAUACCUCCAGUAGCUGCAAGCAAGACUCUAGUCCAGUGGGAGAGAAGGUGCCAUAUGGUGAUGUCUGGCAGUGGAAGCUUAAACUGGGGGCAAAACACUGUCAAGGCUUCAGAAAAUGAGCUUCAGGUUAGCUGGAUAUGAGGACUGAUGCAGACAGCUGUUUAGUGUGGGCAUAAGGUUCAGUGUCUCUGGCACCCACAGUCCAGCUGGUCAGUUCUAGGUUUCUUCUGCCCACUGGAACAGGGCAGCUUGUGCAGGUACUUUCCUCUCCCUGGACUGCUGCUUAUGAUUCUGUUUCUGAAGUUUGAUUCGCAUACUGCUGUGCUGGGUGUUGUGCUGGCCACCAUUUGGACUUCCUGUUUGCCAGCUGUGUACUUUAGCAUGAACAAAUCUGGACUCCUAAUCACUCCUAACUCAUACCUAGGUAUCUAUAAACACAGAGUAUUGAUGAGUUAAACCGAAAUAGCCUAGGUAAACGAGGCCUGAGACAGGGAAGGGUUUUUUUUUUAGUGCAGUUCUGGGGGGCUAUGCAGGUUUCCUUUAGUGCCACAAGUAUGCUUUUGAAGUUGUAUGUAAAAUUAAGAGUAGUACAGUGGUACCUCGGGUUACAUACACUUCAGGUUACAUAUGCUUCAGGUUACAGACUCCGUUAACCCAGAAAUAGUACCUCGGGUUAAGAACUUUGCUUCAGGAUGAGAACAGAAAUAGUGCUCCGGCGGCGCGGCAGCAGCAGGAGGCCCCAUUAGCUAAAGUGGUGCUUCAGGUUAAGAACAGUUUCAGGUUAAGAACGGACCUCCGGAACGAAUUAAGUACUUAACCCGAGGUACCACUGUAUGCCCUAAGGCAAGCAUAGAGCAGCCCUAAUAGUGUGCCUUCAUCCACCAAAUAUCCUGCCUUGCAGGAAGAGUUUUCUGUUCCUUUCUCACAAAACACUCAGAUACCACUCAGAUGAUCUGUGCUUACAAAGACCAGGGGUUUCAGCUUAAGGGAGUGAGGGGUUAAAUUUCACAUAGAAUUCACUUUCUAGUUCCCUGCCCCCCCAAAAUCCUCAGGACUGACUAGACCAGGAGUAGGCAACCUAAGACCUGGGGGCCGGAUGCGGCCCAAUCGCCUUCUCAAUCCGGCCCACAGACGGUCCGGGAAUCAGCAUGUUUUUACAUGAGUUGAAUGUGGUUUUUUAUUUAAAAUGCAUCUCUGGGCCAUUUGUGGGGCCUGCCUGGUGUUUUUUACCUGAGUAGAAUGUGUGCUUUUAUUUAAAAAGCAUCUCUGGGUUAUUUGUGGUGUGUAGGAAUUCGUUCAUCCCCCCCCCCAAAAAAAAAUAUAGUCCGGCCCACCACAUGGUCUGAGGGACGGUGAAUCGGCCCACAGCUGAAAAAGGUUGCUGACCCCUGGGCUAGACCCUCUGAUACCAGAGCAGUUGAGUCAGUGGCAGCAGGUGGGCCUGCAACAUCAGACGCAGAGCCCAGGAGUUGAUGCCCUUGUGAGAACUCAUGCUCACUGUAACACCACAACAGAUCAGGCCAUGGCAUUGGGGCUUACAGAAUGCAUCUGCCACUGAACUACAGCCCAUAGAAAUAAAUAAAGUAACUUGGUUACUUUCCCAUAGUAUUUUAAUACUUUUAAGUGCAAAGCACGCACAGCCGUGCUGUACGGUCCAGGUUGAUGUUCUUCCUUGGGAAUGUUGGGCAGGCAGCCUGUCGUGCCUUGGUGCUUCGUCAGCAAAUAGAAGCCCGUUGCAGCAUUGGCAUAGGUUUCCCAGGGAGUGCUUGCCUCAGUCCUGAUCAGAAUUUUUAUUUUGCUCAUUAGAUGCUGCAGCAGCCCAGGGCUCAGUGUGAGUCCGCUGUGAAAUUUCAGUAAGUUUAAAUCUGUAAGGACAAGAGGCCCAUCUGCAUUCUCUGGGCUUGCCUGGAAUCCAGAUUUAUUGUGGGUAAUUGAUCGAAGGUGCGUGUUAAGUGUGUGUACAUUUCAUGCUCUUGGAACUAUCCUUUUAAUACACGGCUUUAGCAGGAUAAAGUGUCGAACUUCAACCACUCUGCAUUGCUAAAUGUGUUCAUGUAAAUGGCUAGUCUGCUUCUGGGAAUGGGGUGUGAGGGGGGAGCGAGCAAGAGGAAACAUCAGAGCUGGGCGAAGGAAGUGUGCAACAGUUCGGAUUCUGCUCAGUGUGCAAAUGCCGACCCUCACAGGCUUAUUAGCAUCCCUGCCGCAGUAUCACCACUCCUUUUGACAUGUUCCCAGAAGGGUAGCCCUGCUUUUGUGGAGGGGAAAAGCAAUUCCAGCUGCCAGGAGCUCACAUUUGAAACUGCUUGCUUCAGCAUCUGGCUGUGUAAGAUAACGCCCAUUUCUGCCUGGUGAUGCGGUGGCUCUCUGGCUCAUGUUUACCCAUAUUGUUUUUUAUGAUGCAGAGCCUCCCUCCUCGGGCACCUAUUGCCAUGGCAGCAGUGUGCCACUUGGCAAGUGACACAAGCAGCUCUCCCUGGUGAGACUGGCAUUCUGCCAUGCUUUCUCUCCCAGGUGCGCUGAGGAUGCCUGGCAGGGAGGGUGCCAAUAUCCUUGCUUUGCUGUUCAGGAGCAGGGCAGUCGCUGCUUCUGGAGAUGGAGAUCCUGCUGAGCGUUUGCCAGCAGAUCCAAAGUUGUUCAUGUGUGCCGUGCGAUAAGAACAAAAGGAUGAGGAAUGGCACGACAUGGUCUGCCUCUUCCGGGGAAGAUUGUCCUUUUAAAAAAGAAAAAUAUUAGUUUUUUAGCAUAUCAUUUUCAACAAUUAUUAAACAUACUUUUAUAUCUUAUACAAUUUUUUUGGCUUCCAUCAAUCACAUCUGAAAAAUUUCCAAUACUUUUCCUUUAAUUUACAUUUCUAACUUUCACUAUUACAUUUAAAUAGUAAUAUCUCUCUUCUUUGCAAUAUUUCAUAUAUUCCUCCUUACAAAACUCUACUAGCGUAAUUUCUUGAUUACAGUUGCUCUUCAAAUAGUUCGUACAUUUCUUCCAAUCUUCUGUGAAUCUCUGGUCCCGCAGAUUUCGAAUCCUUCCUGUCAUUUAAUCCAAUUCUGCGUAGUCCAUUAAUUUCGUCUGCCAUUCUUCUUUUGUCGGGAUUUCUUCUUGCUUCCAUUUCUGGGCCAACAAAACUCUUGCGGGGAAGAUUGCCUUUUGAUCCUGGAUGUGGAACCUAGGAGGCUUCCUCGGGUUGAGUCAGACCAUUGGCCCAUCCAGCUCUGUUCUGUCCACACUGACUGGCAGCAGCUGUUCUGGGCUUUGGGCUGGACAUCUCCCAGCUCUUCCUGCAGAUGCCGGGGAUUGAACUGCGAUCCUUUUGCAUCCAAAGCAUGGGCUGCACUAUGGAGCCACAACACUUCCUCAAAGGGCCCAGAACCAGCUUGUACUUUCCCUGAGUUGACAUAGGACCCAGUCCAGAUAAGCGCUGCUGCCAAACGGAAAUCUCUUGGUGUUUUCUAAAAACAGCAAAGGGUCUUGUGGUUCUUCACGGACUGACAGGUUUAUUGUGGACUGGAAUCCGCUUCAUCAGGUGCAUGAAGCAUUCUCUGCAGUUGGCUGGCUAAUACAUCACAAACGUGUAGAAAAAGAACCAGCAGCAGUGGCCUCCCUUUCGAUGGCCUUUCCGGGAAAGAUCGGAAGCUGCAGUCGCAGAGUGUACAAGAUCAGAAUACUGACCUCUUCACAACAGCAGUAAUUGAUGAUAAUGCUAUCUUUCUAAUCAUGCUUUUGAUAAUUUAAAAGCUGCAACGUGAAGGAAAUGCCUCCUUCAAUAAAGCCUGAACUGAAUAAAUCUGAUUUGCCGAUAAUCAUUAGUGCGGAGUAACAGGAAAGAGUAUAUUAUUGUCAAUUGCUGCUGUUGUGAAAGAGUCACUCUCUUCUUAUCUUGCAUACAUUUGGGUUCUGCAUAGACCUACAGCAGCUAUUAAUUAAUAUGCCAUGGCCUUUGGCCUCUCAGCUUGUCACACACACACUUUUAAGUGUGUGUGAGAGUGCACACACCAGCUGAGGACAGCGUUUCAUGCAUCUGGUGAAGUUUCUAACCCACAGAAGCUUAUGUGACACCAAAUCUGUUAAUAUUGAAAAGUGCCACAACUCUGUUGCAGCAAGAUCAACACAGAGUGCUGCACAGUUGUCUUUCUGGAAUCGGCCUUGUGUUUUCUAGCAUCUUCUGGGCUAGGAUCAGCCAUAACCUGGCAGGUCAUAUAAGCUGCAUUUACCUUCAAUAAUGAUGAUAAUUUUAUUAGUUAUACCCUGCCCAUCUGGCUGGGUUUCCCCAACCACUCUGGGAGGCUUUGUGGUAAAGAAAGACUUUGUCCACAAAUCCCCUUGCUAGGGAAGGAAGGGAAAUGCUCUUGAAUGGGAAGCAAUAAAGAUUUCCUCAUUUGAAAUUGUUCCUUCCCGUCCCCGUGGAUUUAAUAUACCUCGGUUUAAGAACAGUCCUGUUUACGAAUGAUUUGGUUUACAAACUCCACCACACCGGAAGUAGUGUCCCGGUUUGUGAACUUUAUCUCGGUCUAAGAACAGAAUCUGAACGGUGGAAGGGCACCAGUGGCUGGAGGCCUCAAUAGGGAAAGCACGCCUCGGUUUACGAACGCACUUCCGGAACAGAUUAAGUUCGUAAACUGAGGUACCACUGUAUAACCUUACCCAAGAACACAUGUACCUUGAGGCUAGAAGGUGCCAGCUUCACUAUACAGUCUGCUAUCUGAAAAGUGGUUGUAUUGAGUGGGAAAAUCUAUGCUACACCUGACUGGAGAAUAGAGAGUUGAGAAGUUGCCCCUAUCCUUCAAGGCUUAGCUAGAUACUUGCUGUUCUGGUACAGUAUUUCUGUCUGUGGCAAACUGCACAACACCAUGUGUUUGAUCGCAUUAUAAGAUGUUCCUGCAUGUACACAUACAUAUCACUGCUAUCACUUUCUAAUAGUUCUGUUGGAGCAUAAUGUCUAAACACCCCACUCCUCUUUCUGGUCAGGCUGUAGCCUUUGAACCCCUCUGGAGGGAAGCGGGCAAAUGAGCCAGCUAGGAUAGCUGCAACUUUCUGGAGUAGCUUUCUUGUCUUCAGCUGGCUUCCUGGAGAAACUCUUCAGUGUCCUUGUUCUGCCAGAGUCUCUGAUUUUGUUCUCUGGUGCCAGGAAUGUCGAAGUUUUGAAACGGAUUGGAAGGAGCCUUGGAAAAUCUCUGUGGCAAUGCAAGGAGGAAAGGCUGAGAAGCCCAAGCAGCUCAGGGUUGGGCUGCCUGCCUUUGCCUUAAGAAGAGGACCAGGGUGAGGGUACAAAGCUGGGCAUGAUGUUGAGUGCAUGAUGCAAGAAAUGAGCAGGGGGUGUUCCUGGAAACUGCAAGGAAGAGAGUAAUGGUGGAUUGAAUGCAUAGCUGAGGUUGGAAACUUGGGCUCCUUGACGCUGGAGGCUGCCACUAAGGAAAUGGACUAUAUUACGCUCAAAAUUCUGAGGCUGGUGUCUUAAGGCUUUGAAACAGCUUUUUCCUACUCCUCUUACAUCAUCUUUCCACUUCACAUAUGCAAGGCUGGAAAAAUCCCAGUCAUCUAGGCUUCUUGCAAACGUCUUUGACUCUCUCCCUCCUUCCCAGCUCUGCUACUUUGCAUGUUGUGUUUUCCCCAUAUUCAUCUAAGAUGGGUUGUGCCAGGAUUAACAGGGGCUGGCUGGGAAACGGUGGCUUCUAUUUUGGCUGAGCAUUAAGGGUAUGCAACUUGGCCAGAAUACAGAGAACUGUGAAUCUCCUUCUCUGAACCCUUUGAGAGGGUUUUAAGCUGCCUUCCUUUCUGACAUGGAAGUCCUUUCAACGUGGGACUUGGACCCCAGAGGGCAUGAAAUUUGGCCAGUGGCUUUGGACCAGUCACUGAGCGUGGAGCGCUCUCUUGAGCUCCUAGGAAGUGGGGCAGGUGUUGGUGAAGAAGUGCAAUGGGGAAUUGCUUUAAAAGAUGGGCGAUGAUGAAUCUAAAAUCCCUUGACUCAAUUGGCUGCACAUUGCUUGUGUUGUGAGUUCUCUGCUGAAAUGAAAUCAUGGCGUUCAGUAAAGAGCAUGAACACCAACAGCUAUUUUGUGCUUAGCAUCCCUUUCCUCCCGCAAUCAUGAUCAUGACCAAGUCCAAAGAGUAGCACUGAGAGAGUGCUUUAUGUCUCCCUGUUUGUUACACUGUGGGGUCCUACAAGAAACCACUCUAUCCACAAUGCUAUUUAAUAUCUACAGGAAGCUGCUGGGAGUGGUCAUUAGGAAUUUUGGGACAUACUGCCAUCAGUAUGCUGAUGACACACAGCUCUUCUUCUCCAUAACAUCUGCAUCAGGAGAUGCCUUGCCAUGCAGAAUGAGGGAAAGUAAGCUGAGCUUGAAUCCUGGCAAGAUGGAGCCCUGUGUGUGAGUUAUUGCCAGAUCUGAGAAAUUGGGUCAGUUAUCUGCCAUGGACAGGGUUGCACUAUCCCUGAAGGAGCAGGAAUGCAGUGGGGGGGGGGCGCAAUUCUGGAUCCAUUCUGCAGCUCCUUCCCUUUAAAUGAGCUUCAGCAACAGCACCUUGGUGGAACCUUUUUGGGACUCUUGGGCUUCCAUAGACUCUGGAGACAUCCUGAGUGCUGAGGUCUCAUUCUGCCUGGGCAUGUUUCCCCUUUGGGAGAAUAAUACUUUCAAUAAUACUUUCCUUUUCUUGGGUUUAUCACUCAAGCUCCCGGGGUGUCUUUAUGCAGAAUUGGUGAUGGGCAGAUAUCUCAGGCUGAAGUGUCUGAUGGGAGCGGCACUCUUAGCUGAGCCCUCACUUCGCCCUGGAGUAGGAAAUGGAAGAAAAUAAGCAAUUAAAGGACAAUGGAUGCGUCUGGAGCAGUUCCAAUUCCCUCCUGAAAUCCAUCUGCUGCAGCAUUCGCUGUUGCUCUCUGCUUGGCCUCCCGUUACAGUCUAAUAAUGUUAGUGGUUUAAUAGUGACGGCUGCAGAAAUUGCUGUGCAGGGUAGGGGACUUGGUACAAAUGCAUUGCAGGCUGGAAGCCCAUAUUUUUCCUCCUCUUCCAUCCAACUCCCUGGGCUGUCUGGGGGGAAAAAUAUGUGGCACUUCAGGCUUAAAUGCAAAAAGGGAGUGGCUGUUAAUCUUUUCAGGACUCAUGUGAUCUCUGUUUUUUCCAGCUAGUCUGUUCGUCUGCCAGCACAUUGGAGAUGCAGUUGUGCUCUCUAGAGCCUGAGUAGACCAAUGUUUCCCAAACUUAGGACUCCCAACUGUUUUCGAACUACAACUCCCAUCAUCCCUAGCUGGCAGAACCAGUGGUCAGGGAUGAUGGGAAUUGUAGUCUGAAAACAGCUGAAGCCCCAAGUUUGGUAAACACUGAAGUAGACUCAUAGAUGAUCCCAUUGUUAAAUGUUUGGGGGCCGUGCCUGCUGAAAUCUUGAUCUUAAAUUAACAGAUUAUGUAGGAUUCUGCAGUUCUCUCCUCUGCAUUUUUUUAUACCCAAAGCAUCCUAAGUAAGCUGCGUCCAAAUAGCAGAAGGCUGAGUGAAGAGAGACUAAACCCCUCCUCCACUUGGUUUUCCAUCUCAAUUCCUCCUCCCUGACCUGUGUUUUUACUUCCCAGGCGGGGAGGAGAGAUGGAGGGCCCUUGAUCUGAAAAAGCACCUUGGGGAGGACAGUUUGGGGCUGGGAAAGGGUUAAGCAGUCUAUCCCCACUUUCCAUACUUGUGGUCAGACAAGGCCUGUCCAUGCUCCUUCCAGGCUUAAAUUAACACAGUGGAAAGAAUUUCAGAGUGCUGCAGAAUGUGAGUGUGAGUCUUAGAAGAGCAGGAAGAGUUUCAAGUUGUUGGGGGGUGGGCUUUGAGUGAUUGGCUUAGCUCCUUGUUCCUAACCAUUGGGGGGGGGGAGUCAGAAUAUGUUAUGCAAAGCAGUGCCAAAUUGCAGUAAAUAAGUAAGCAAACUUGCUCAGUUUGGAUUGCAGAAUUAAGCUCUUCUUACCCCAGAAUUUGGCCUGUCUGGAUGCAGAGCUGAAUGUGGCUUGCAACAAAACCUCAGCUGUCCUGCAUUAAAUGGAGACGUGGGAACGGAGGCUUCGUAUCCUAGGAAAAAAAGGUUCUUUAGAGAAAUGCAAACUGAGUGUAUCACAAAGCAAGAGAAAGUUUGUACUUCUGAAUCGAUUUACUACAUGUACAGAAUAAAAUAUCUGAACAUUUGAAAGGUACCUUACCCUAGUCUCCCUGCUGCCUGCUUUGGUUUAGCAGCUACUCAGGCAGGGGUGUUUCCUGCUGCUGGCUCCAGGGAUCUCUAGAGAUGCCUGGGAUUGAAUGUGGGACCUCCUGCAGGGACCACGUCGCAUGCUGUGUCCCUGAGCUGUGUCCCCCUUGGCAAGUUUUCUGGUGUAGCUUCCAUAUCCCCUUCUGCCAGAGAGAACAUGGGCUUUGAACCCAUGGCUGCAAACAUCGCCAGCUGGGUAAGCCUCAACCACUGCACCACGGUUCCUUGGACAUUUUCUUUUCUUUUUGAUGGUGAGGAUGUUGCCAAAACUUAGGCCAUCAAUGAUCUUGUGUGGUGGCUGCGUUGGUGUUCUCUGCUUGCUGUUCUCUUUAAUUGCAUUUCACAGGCCCAGUUCUGUGUUUCAGCCGGUCAGGUCACCUAUUAAUACAUUCAGCAUCCUGGUCAGAGUUCUUCCAUCUUCUGAAGCACGAUGCGUAUCCUCGAGGAGUGAGACUUACGUUGGUCUUGGCACCUGACCUCUCCCACGACCAGUUCACUGGGUCCCCUGCUUGAUAACUUUGAGGAAACAAUCAAAGAAUCUGUUUAUUUCUUUAGCUUUCAAUGGGAAUCCAUCACUGCUGCCGAAUGGUUUUGACUGUUUUCUUUGUUUAAACUUAGCUGUGUUUCGUAUUGAUUUUAUGCCUUUCUGCUGUUGGCUACCUUGGGAGUCCCUGUGAUUGAAAGGUGGGGGGAGAUUUUACAAUAAUAAGUGUGUGCACAAACCAAGUUAAAUGUCAGCCCUGGAAGGGCACUGCAGUGAGACAUGGCUCAUUUGGGAGGCAGGAGAAUUCCCUUGCCUUAUGCUGCUCAUCGCAGUCAGUUCUUGAGGAAUUGGAGGUUACUUGACCUUUGUCUGUAGCCAGACACCUUUUCUGGGUUGAAUGUUGCAUUUGCUUUGUGGUUUCUUCCUCCCCUGAUGGCUCCACUUCCCAGGUUUGUCUUUUUUCUCCACUCCCAGGUGCAAAUUUUCUCCUUCUCCAAACUCCUCUGACAGUCUUCCUUCAAAUAUCCAUACUAACGUGGCCUCAGUGACUUAAUGAUACUUAAUGCUCUGGAUUCUGCCUACAGGUCCCGGCUGCUCUUCUUGAGAUAAGAAUCUAUUUUUAAAGACAGCCUUUCUCUCGCUCAGGUAGAAGACUGGCUAAACCAAUUAAACACAUUAGGAGAUAACCGUACAUGUGGCUCUGGUUCAAGAUGUCUGAUUUCUGCACCGCAGGACAUGUUUCAGUUGCCGACCUUCUUCCUUGUUACUUAGGCAGCUAACUAGAUCUGCUAGGCGUCACCUGCUCUGCUUGUCAUUCCUCCUCACCUGCUUCUGAAUGAUUUCCCCCUCUGCGUAUUGUUCCUGGUCAGCUGUAUGUACACAAGGCCCAUUUUGCUCAUGCUCUUCUCGACUGCUGUUUUCUUUUCUUCCUUUUUCUAAAAAAGAAUUGCAGCUAUUGAAAGAUGUUUCUGCUGCCAAAGAGAGAGCAGCCUGUAUCACAAGCUCUGUGGUGUAAAUCCUCUUCACCAAACACUGGUGCUUCCCUAAACAGCAGCCUUCUGCUGAACCUUUGGGAGUAGGAACUGGGAGGUUGCAAGCUCAGUGAUGGAGCCCCUGCCUCGUACGCGGAAGAUCCCAGGUCCGCUCUCCUGACAUCUCCAGCUAAAAAGAUUGAAGCUUUCGGAGAGUGGCUGCAGUCAGAGUUGAAUUGUAUUGGUCCAGAUCAGCAGUUCUCAACCUCUGGGCCCCAGAUGUUGUUGGACUACAACUCCCAUCAUCCCUGAGCUCUGGCCUUGCUAGCUAGGCAUGAUGGGAGUUGUAGUCCAACAAUAUCUGGGGACCCACAGGUUGAGAACCGCUGGUCUAGAUGAACUUAGUUGAACUUAGUAUAAGGUGGCUUCAUAGAAAUACUUUAAAAAAUAACAACUCAAAAAGCAGCUUGUAGUUGGAGCAACAGGAAUGUUGCUCAGUUUCCCUCAGCUGCUGUGGGAGAGCACUCUCCAAAAGUCAAAGCACCCAUGAUUUCUUGUGUGGAGAAGGACUGUACUCAGAGUUAGAGCACAUGGUUUGUAUGCAGAAGGUCCCAUGUUCACUUUUGGCAUCCCCAGUUUGAAAAUAAGGACCGGGCAGCCAGCGUGGGGCCGUUUUCUUCCCUGAACCCCAUGCCAAAAAAGAAAAUACUGGAUUAGAUGGAUAUGGGAGCCAGACAUAAGGAAGUUUCCUUUGUUCAUGGGAGCUGAAUGUUGCUGUUCAUUUUCAGUUUUGGUCCAUUUGAUUCUUGGUGCCACAGGAGGCCUUUGUCCCUAGAAUAAGGGCGUGCUCGGUAUCGUUCCGCAAUGCUGCUGCUUUUUUCCUUAAUUGCCUUGCAAACAGAAAUUGGAUGAAUCUCCGUGAUGCAGAAACAGGGAAAAUUCUCUGGCAAGGAACAGAAGACCUCUCCAUCCCUGGAGUAGAGCACGAAGGUACUGUUGAGCCACUUCCCGGUGGUUUGUGCGUGAAGGAUCCUGAAAUACUGAGCAGGUUCAGCACUGUUUGAUGGGGUGCUGUCUUGCGCUGGGCGAUAUCUGGUUUUCAAUAUAACGAUAUAUCACCAGCUAAAUAUCACAAUAUCUCAAUAUAUCAUGAUAUAUAUAUGUGGCGGAGGGCCUUAAAAUGUAAGGAAGUAGUAGAUUUAAUAAAUAUAUUAAAUAAACUUCCAUAUACCAUUCUUUUCCGUCUAUAAGGCUAGGGUUUUUUAUUUAAAAAUUAUGUUCAAAAUUGUGGGUCGUCUUAUAUACACGGAUGCAAUUUAGAUUGGCUUGCCAUCUAAAUUUUUUACUCCCGAAAGGUGAGGUACGCUGUCAUUCAGUGAGAUAUUUCCAGGAUGAUGCAGUUCUUGAGCAAGGGUGUAUAUCUAGGAAGACACACCAACUUUGGCUUUAAGUGUGAAGCAAUCCUAAGUGUUCACUCUUGCUUUGUGAGCUUAGCCAGUGUUGGCGGACUCAGGAAAUUCUAAUCGGUCAAAAAGGGAGGAAAAGGGUAGACCCUCCACGGCUUGAGAAAGCCCACCCCUUUUGUUCUCCGGGGCCUUUUUGUCCCUUCCUACUGUACUAGCAUUUUGUGCUUUGCUAAGGAUAUUUGUGGACAUAUCUAGUAAUGUGAGGCCAGAUGGGGGCCAGUGCACUGGCAAGCCAUUAAUCUGGCUUUUUGCUUUGCUCUCCCCCCCCCCCCCAAGAUCCACUUUAGCAGAUCCCUUGGCCUUUUUAUGCAGUGCUUUUUGCGGGAAAUCACUGUUCCUAACCUUAAUAACUUAAAAGCGGAUCUGAUACCUCCUGAAUCAUGCCUCAGUUGAAAGGCUAAAAGAAGUCAUUAACGCCUCCCCCCCCCCCGCCCCAGGGAAUGGAUUCAGCCACAAAGAUAACUCAGCAAUACCCUUUUUGCCCGUGCUGGCUUCUUGUCUUUGGAAUCACGGGACUUCUCUCCCUUUUGGAACUUGGUAGUCACAAUCCUCUCCCUCUUUACAUUGUCAAAAUACCAGUUGAUGCAGCGCUCAUCAAGAACACAUCAUUGAAACUCUCCUGACCCUCAAUGGCCUGAGUCCGAUUGGUGGCGUCUCUGAGUCACGAAGCUUUAAGCACUUUGUGUGCUGGUUCGCAAGGCUUGGGUCUGUUCUUUCAGCAUGUGCUGAGUAUGGAAAGCCUGGUUUGGUAGCCCAGACCCGUGUACCCUGAAAAAGAUGCAGGUUCAGUGGUUAGACGCAGAGACCUAUAAGCAGCUUACUUCAUGGAAGCGCUUUUUGUGGAGGGAAGCCCUCGUGGCCUGAAGUGACCCUUGGAACAGUGGUUCCAAUCAUCUCUGUCCUCAGGGAACGCCUUCUGCAUCCACUUCUCUGAUAUGAUGCUGCCGCCUUUGCAGAACAUUCGCAGGAAGGGUCUAGAGAGUGUGCAGUUUCCAGAGAGUCGCUGAACAGACCUUUGGGGGCUCCUGUUUCCCCACAUGAACCAAGAAAGGGCCCCUGGAACAGGCAUGAGCAGCCUUCAGGCUUGCAGGGUCCAAUUUGGGUUUUACUAGACAUGGGUGGUGCUGUGGGUUAAACCACAGAGCCUAGGGCGAAGGUCGGUGGUUCAAAUCCCUGCGAUGGGGUGAGCUCCUGUUGCUCUGACGCUGCUCCUGCCCAGCUAGCAGUUCAAAAGCACGUCAAAGUGCAGGUGGAUAAAUAGGUAUCGCUCCGGCGGGAAGGUAAACGGCGUUUCCAUGCGCUGCUCUGGUUCGCCAGAAGCGGCUUAGUCAUGCUGGCCACAUGACCCAGAAGCUGUACGCUGGCUCCCUAGGCCUAUAGAGCGAGAUGAGCUCCGCAACCCCAGAGUCGGCCUUUACCCUUUAGACCCCUGAAGUCCACUGACUGGAGUCCAUGUGCAAAUCAGCCAUGGAGAAAGGAAAAGUAGCAGAUGGAGACAAGACUGGAACUAUGGUACCCCUUAAGCAAUUAGAAGUCAGAAAUGAACAGCACCUAUUUCAGAAGUCCAAUUUGCCUCCUGCCCUCUCCCUUUCCUGGAACACGCGCAGUAUCUCCCCUGUGGCCGCAUGCUUCGGGAGAGCCAUGACAGGUCUGCUGCCGGUCAGGGAAGUCUGUCAACGGUGGCUGAUCUCAAUCAUAAGUUUCCAAGGGGCCUUGAGGUUGCUGCAAACACCCUUUGAAAACCAUUGUCUUAGAAAAAAAUUAUGUGAUGCAGCUGGGCCAAAAAAUGUCUGGUAGCGCCUGCCCUGUUUAGAGCUGGGCUGUAUGUUGGUAAAUUGUCUGAAACCAGUAUAUAUGGCGUUCAGAUCGCAAUACCAGUAUCAGACAUUUUGAGCUGGCAAGGGAGCUUCCUGCCCCCCCCCCCCAGCUGAGCAGUUUAAGGAAGCCUCGUGUAACCCGGAGAGGUAUUGGGGCUUGCUCAGUAGGGCUGGGGGAUGUAUCUCGCCUCUUCUUCCUCCUCUAAGCAGCCAAGGUACAUUCCGGACAUUGUAACAUAUCAGCAUAUUGUGGUCUUUAGCUGCUGAUAUAUCACAAUUUUGAAAACCAGAUAACCCCCAGCCCUAGUCCUGAUUGUCUCGUGUGUGUAGUGUAAGCCCAGCCUGCUUGACCAACACACUGCAUUUAGUCAUUUAUGACACGUCAGUCAUUUGUGGCAUUUAGUCAUUUAUGGUUCCUUUCUUGGUCACUUUCCUGAUGCAGGAGAUCAGAUGAGUGGUCUGUCUGAAAGUGCUUGAGGUUACAGCUGGGGUGGGUAGGAGCGAAAGAGGCCCAGGGCUCCUGUACCUUUAAUUGCUAAAAAACAAACAAACCCCAAACUCUCCUUUCCUACACAACUAUUAGAGGUGUAAGAGCCUAGGCCUUUUUUGCAUCAGACUGCCCUAGUUAUAACCUGUUGCAUGUGUUUGCUUCACAAAAGUCAGACGUGUAUUUUUCUCCUCUUUUUGGACCUCAGUGCCUUUGGCAACAGCAGGGUUUGUCCUACUACUCAGAAUGAUAAUCUAAUUUCCCCCUUUCUCUCUGCUAGCUCGAGUUCCUAAGAAAAUUCUGAAAUGCAAGGCUGUAUCUCGGGAGCUAAACUUUUCCUCGACUGAGCAGAUGGAGAAAUUCCGACUGGAACAGAAAGUGUAUUUCAAAGGACAGUGUCUAGAAGGUAAUGUUCUGUUCUGUGAGUAGCUGUAGGUGAUGUCUAACAAUAUGGAAGGAAAAGCAGAUCUUAGAUUGGGAGAAAUGGUUCUCUGCAACAGAUAAAGCUUAUGACCUGUAGGGUAGAAGUCCAGAUUUGCUUCCCAGUCUGUUGCUUAGGUGGGUGAUAUCGGGGGUGAGGGGAGAGAGAAAGAUGGAAUUAGAGCAUUUGCAAUAACUGUCCCCUUCUUCCCUUUACAGAAUGGUUCUUUGAGUUUGGCUUUGUGAUUCCCAACUCAACAAACACUUGGCAGUCCUUGAUAGAGGCCGCUCCUGAGUCACAGAUGAUGACCGCUAAUGUUCUAACGUGAGUUGUCACAUAUAUCUAGUACCAUUUUUCUUGAAAAAGAGGUGCCGGAACUCACCAUGAACACCUCCCUCCCUCCCUUAGAAUGGCAGUGGCGCUCACCUGAGAGGUGCUGACUUGAGUUCCGGCUGGAAAAAAGCCCUGCAUAUAACACACACUGCAGAAAGAUAGAUCCAAGGGCUGCCUGGAGUGUGGAGCGGGCUGGGCUGACAAAGCAUGUCAAAUUCAGUGGUGCCAGCGUAAAGCUAUUCUGUGGCCGAAGGGGUCAGAAUUAUGCUCCAGACCAUUGAGCUCAAUGCCCUGUGCAGCAGACGAAUUGGCUUCUGCAGAGCCUAGGGAGGGAUCUGUGCACCCUGAACCACCCACUAGAAAUUUAAAUUGAAUUGAAAUACUUUAUUGUCCCUUGUACAACUUGUAUACAGUGAGAUUACACGACCACGCCCCACUCAGCUCUCUUCGUCUUAAUUCCCCUCGUUUACUGCCGCACACCCACCAAACCCGAAAGUCAGUUGCCCUGUUAUCUUUUCAUUCAGCAGCCUAACAGCCCACGGAUAGAAGCUGUUCUUUACCCUGUUGGUGCAACUAAUCAUGCUUCUGUAUCUUCUGCCCGAGGGCAGGAGAUCAAGAAAGUGCCGGCCAGGGUGUGAAUCAUCCCUGAGAAUUUUCCUUACUCUCCUGAGGCAACGUUCUUCUGCCAUUUCAUCCAGCGGAUUCACGGGACAGCCCAUAAUAUCUUGUGCUGUAUUCACCUGGCUUGAGAGCAGUACAUGUGAAAAGGAUCUAGGAGUCUUGGUUGACCACAAACUUGACAUGAGCCAACAGUGUGACGCGGCAGCUAAAAAUGCCAAUGCAAUUCUGGGCUGCAUCAAUAGGAGUAUAGCAUCUAGAUCAAGGGAAGUAAUAGUGCCACUGUAUUCUGCUCUGGUCAGACCUCACCUGGAGUACUGUGUCCAGUUCUGGGCACCAUAGUUCAAGAAGGACACUGACAAACUGGAACGUGUCCAGAGGAGGGCAACCAAAAUGGUCAAAGGCCUGGAAACGAUGCCUUAUGAGGAACGGCUAAGGGAGCUGGGCAUGUUUAGCCUGGAGAAGAGGAGGUUAAGGGGUGAUAUGAUAGCCAUGUUCAAAUAUAUAAAAGGAUGUCACAUAGAGGAGGGAGAAAGGUUGUUUUCUGCUGCUCCAGAGAAGCGGACACGGAGCAAUGGAUCCAAACUACAAGAAAGAAGAUUCCACCUAAACAUUAGGAAGAACUUCCUGACAGUAAGAGCUGUUUGACAGUGGAAUUUGCUGCCAAGGAGUGUGGUGGAGUCUCCUUCUUUGGAGGUCUUUAAGCAGAGGCUUGACAACCAUAUGUCAGGAGUGCUCUGAUGGUGUUUCCUGCUUGGCAGGGGGUUGGACUCGAUGGCCCUUGUGGUCUCUUCCAACUCUAUGAUUCUAUGAUUCUAAGUGCAUUACACAGAGUGCCCGUGAAAUGUUGAAAAUGCCCAGCGGAAUUCACUCACUCCAGGACACAAAGAGCAAAAUAUCACCAAAAUAUCACCACCCUCUGUAGGCACUUCCUAUCAGAUGAUGUCAAACCAGCGUACCACACAUAGAAAUCUUGCUCACGCGGCGUCUGAGAGUUCAGGCGUUGCUCUCGCACUUCCAAUCAUAGAGUUUCCCCCAGCCUUGAGGCCUGCAAACCUGCUUCUUACUCAGUGAGCCUGGCCUGGUCUAAGAUGUCUUUGACACUUCCUAUGUUCUGCAGUGGGAUGUGUGCACCUGUUUUAGAAGGCCUUCAGAAGGCUUCCACCUACCCCAGUUAGCUCUCCUGGGAGCUCCUUCGCCUGAAGGCACCUCAGAAGCAGGUGUUGCUUAGCCCCAGUGCAUCUCUGCCUCCCAGCAUGUAGGUUUGUUUUACACCAAGUCUCCAAAAAUAUUUCAAAGCAUUUAUCAUCACGUACCAUUUUUUCUUUUCAGCAUACAAAAUCUCUUCUUGAUUUCCCACCCCUCCUUUCCUGAUGUUUGUUUUCUGCUCCUAGCUGUUUUAUAGCACAUAGAUGGGAUGCGGGUGGCGCUGUGGUCUAAGCCACUGAGCCUCUUGGGCUUGCCGAUCAGAAGUUUGGCGGUUUGAAUCCCCGCAAUGGGGUGAGCUCCUGGGGCUCUGUCCCAGCUUCUGCCAACCUAGCAGUUUGAAAGCACGCCAGUGCAAGUAGAUAAAUAGGUACCGCUGCGACGGGAAGGUAAAUGGUGUUUCUGUGCGCUCUGGCUUCCAUCACAGUGUCAGAAGCGGUUUAGUCCUGCUGGCCACAUGACCCAGAAAGCUGUCUGUGAACAAACACCGGCUCCCUCGGCCGGAAAAGUGAGAUGAGUGCCGCAACCCCAUAGUUGCCUUUGACUGGACUUAACCGUCCAGGGGUCCUUUACCUUUACCUAUAGCAUGUAUAUUUUUAUUGUCUAAACCCCGUCACCGUUAGAUCUUUCAAUAAUCCACUGCUUAUAUUUCAGAUCCUGCCCGCGACUUCAUAUAGGGGUGACAAUUUGAUAGAUAAUCCAUCAGUAGUCUCCAUUCUUCCUUAAACACUUUGUCCUUAUGUCCUCUUAAUUUGGCAGUUCAUUUCACCAUUUCAGCAUAGUCCAUCAUUUUCAUAAGCCAUUCCUCUAGCUUGCAGUUUUAAGAGCAGCCCUUUGAUUCUCCGCUUCUUGUUCUCCCCUGACCCCCCCUCUUCUCUCUCUGCAGCGGGAACGUUAUCAUAGAAACCAAGUUUUACGACGACGACCUCCUCGUCAGCACGUCAAGAGUAAGACUGUUCUACGUUUGAAAGAAGGCCCCAGCAGGGCGGGGCAUGGGCCUGGUUUAGUUCUCCCCCCCCUCACCUGGUUCCUGGUGCCGAAUCCCCAGCCCACAUCCAAAAAAGUGCCCCGUGGAAGAAUCUCUCUCUCUCUGUCUCUCUCUUCCCGUAGGCGCUGAGCCCAGGGACCAGCUCGGCGCGAGUUGCAGCCUUGGCCCAUUCUCUCUGCUCUUCUGGCUGGAUGAGGCCGAGCCGCAACACGGCGUGUCACCAUCUGCUCAGAAUGGGGUGGGGGGUAGAAGAGGGAUGGAGGACUCUGUUUUAUUAGAGACCCAAAUGGGCAUGAAGGAUCAAGACUGUAAAUUAUGUUUAGGUUUUUUUAAAAAUCCUUUGUAUGUCUCUGUAUCUUAGUACCCCAGCUUCCCCUCCUUGGCAGGCUGGAAAAACGCUUCAGUUCUCCAUUGUUCUGUUUGUCAGUUCGGUUUUAAGUUAACUCUCUCGCUCCUUCUCCCUUCCUAUCUCUCUGUCUCUCUUUUUCUCUCUCUCAAUUCAUUCCAUCUCUUUAUUUCUACAUAGGGGGCCCAAACAUCAUCACGUCCCUCCCGCACCCCUUCGCUCCUUAAACUUGUAAAAUAGACUGAUAUUAUUACAUAAUGUAAUUAAAAUAAAACAUUUCUGAAUUAAAAAGCAAGCAUUCCUACCA
Podarcis lilfordi (Lilford's wall lizard) is the source of this 27418-nucleotide messenger RNA. Lineage: Eukaryota; Metazoa; Chordata; Lepidosauria; Squamata; Lacertidae. The record is from the annotation of a GenBank genome assembly.